This is a messenger RNA of Pungitius pungitius (ninespine stickleback), 5663 nucleotides long. Its product is annotated as clustered mitochondria protein homolog. The coding region runs from base 532 to 5154 and encodes 1540 amino acids. The record is from RefSeq and is a predicted model, not a curated record. Gene Ontology annotation, biological process: intracellular distribution of mitochondria. Gene Ontology annotation, molecular function: protein binding; mRNA binding. Lineage: Eukaryota; Metazoa; Chordata; Actinopteri; Perciformes; Gasterosteidae. The transcript has 30 exons. Gene Ontology annotation, cellular component: cytoplasm.
UUGUACGUGCACACGUUCAAGUUCGAUAGAGAGUGCAGGGGUGCAGGGGCCGGUCUAAAAACCGGAAGUGACAUCAACAACGGCGGAACUGUCGCCCUCUUCUGGCCUUGAAUGAGUUGGCUACGAAGUGUGUGGAAGUGCGUGUGUGAAGGGGGCCUUCAUGCUCCCUCUCACCUCCUCGCCACCCAUGAAGGGCAGACGCACACUCUUUCUCACACUCACACACACACAGACGCGCGCACACACACACACACACGACACCCGGUUUGUGUAACGUGGGUCGGAAGCAAGGGCAGGGGAGCCUGCUGCUGUGGAGGAAAGACUGGGGAACUCAGAUCUGUCUGAUUGCAGCUGAAGUGUGGAUAAGAUGAGACAGACCGGCCGUCUCUCUCUCCCUCUCUCUCCUUCUUCACAUGCUGGAUUCCCAUACAUCCAACAGGGUCGAUCUGAUGAGAUUUAGUCACUAAGGUUUUCCAGUUCUUUCCUCUGCCACCUGCACCCUGGUAUCGCUGUUUCUUGCACAAAGGCACCAUGGGAAACAUAGUCCAGUGCUGUCACACACUGUCAAAAUACUUUAAGAGCAAGGAUGCUCCAGCCCGGGGUGAGGCAGAAAGAUCCCCCCUGCUGUCCAGCGAAGAGAGUGAAUGUGAGUCACCCGGCAUGGCGGACGACUCGGAGGACGAUCUGUCGACCGUCUCCCCCGGCGCGAAAAACACCGCCCUGGAACAAGAGCACUUCCUGUUUCCUGACAUCAUUCUAAGCAGCAACCCGGGAGGGGAUCUGACUCUGGUGGAGCCGAUGGUGUGUCUGUUGGUGUCUGAGGAGGAAGAGGGAGAGAGGGUGGAUGAGCCAAGAGAUGAAGGACAAGAGUGGACCAACAGGUGGAGGAACAAGGGGUUUUCGGAGGUUCAGACACAGACCGAAGUGGAGACACGGAUUGGAAUGGGGGUGCAGACUCAGACAGAGUCACAGGCCGAAGUCCAGCCCCAGACUGUGGAUAGAGAAGUAGACACUCUAAGAUCUCCUGGAACUUUGAAAGAGGUGGUUGUGGGAGAACAUGGAAUAUUGAGACAGGUGGAGGUCCUCCUGGAGGAACAAGACAAAAGGACCCAUUGUGGAGCCUGGGCUGAUGUGGAAAACCAACUGGCCUUCAGAGAUAUAGCCAAGGAAGCUGAACAAAAACAGCUGAGCAGCAUCAUCAGCACUAAAAUUGUGGAGAGCUCAGACCCCACUGAAUGCCACUUGGACCUCACUCCACACAGCUGUUUGGGUAAUGAACAGUCGGGACAGCCGACUGCGGUGACCGACCGCAGUGUCAAUCAAAAGUUCUGUGAAGUUGCCCCCGCCAAAAGAAACACAAAGCCGCCCGGGGACCCAGAAGAUCAGUCAGACGUCACCGCAGUGCCCCUCCAGUGCCACGACGCAGUGAAGAGAGGCGAGGAAGACGAGGAGGAGGAGACAAAGCGGACCCUGUAUUUAGUCGACAGGCUGUUCCAGGCAGCACCAGAUGUUCAAGUGGCUCUGUGUCAAACUGAAGAAAGCUCCGAGGAUGAUCGGAUUCCGUGUGAAGGCGAUGAAACCAAACUCAGCAUCAGCGACGUCGUCGCUCUCCAAGAGGCAGACUUUACUCUCCGGAUUCAACCUCCCGGGAAAGAAAGUUUUGAGCUACAGGUGUCAGGCCAGAUGUUGGUGGCCGAGCUGCACCAGGUGCUGAUGGAUCACGAGAUCAGCUGCCAUUGCACGUGCUUCUCCCUCCAGCUGGGAGGCGUCGCACUCGACGGCCUCGCCGAGCUGCGCUCCGUUCGGGGCAUGCAGGACGCAGCGCUGAUCAAAGUGGUGGAGGAUUCUUACACAGUGCGAGAUGCUCGUCUUCAUCUCAGACACGUUCGUGACCUUCUGAGGAGCCUCAACCCAGCCGAUGCAUACAACGGAGUGAACUGCAGCUCCCUCUCUUACCUGACCUUUUACACCAGAGGAGACAACGACUGUAGGAACAUUGGGAAUAGGCAAGCUUCUGAAAAGGAGUCUGCGGGCCUCAGCCCUCCAGAAUACAUCCUCCCGGGAUGUAAGGACCGACCACUGACUCCGCUGCAGCCACUCAGAGACGACUGGAAGCCUUUGCAGUGCCUGCGGGUUCUGACCAUGAGUAGCUGGAACCCUCCUCCAGGAAACAGGAAGAUGCAUGGGGACUUAAUGUACCUCAAUGUCCUGACUAUGGAGGACAAGGAACUCAACAUUACAUCCUCUACACGUGGCUUCUACCUCAACCAGUCAACUACCUUCAACUUCAACCCUAAACCUGCACUUCCCAAAAUCCUUUGCCACUCUCUAGUUGAGCUGCUGAGUCAAGUCAGCCCUUCCUUCAGGAAAACCUUCAGCGCCCUGCAGAAAAAGAGAGUCCAGCAACACCCUUAUGAGCGGAUCGCAGCCCCUUUUCAGGUGUUCACCUGGAUCGCCCGUCAUGGAGACCACACCCUUGACUGUGUCAGAGCGGAGGAGACGCACACCAGUCGCAUGGGCCAGGACGAGCACACAGCUGGGCAGAGUCGGGACUGGAAUGAGGAGCUACAGGGAUGCAGGGAACUCGCCAGGAACUCCCUCCAGGAGCGCCUGCACAGAGAGAAGAGCAUAUUCAGGACAAACCGUGACUUUGUUGCCGCUGCAACGCAAGGUGCUGUAGCUGUGAUCGACGGUAACGUCAUGCCGUUAAACCCCGGGGAGGCGCCUCAUAUGCAGAUGUUCAUUUGGAACAACCUGUUCUUCAGCCUUGGAUUUGACAUAUCUGAGCACUACAGCCCACUAGGGGGCAACACUGCGGCUCACGCUGCUGCCAUUUGUGACUUGAGGGGAGCACAAGCUUACGCAUCUGUAGACGUAGAAGGUCUUUACACGCUUGGGACGGCCGUGGUCGAUUAUCGGGGCGUCCGUGUAAUUGCUCAGACCAUCGUUCCUGGGAUACUGGAGAAAAAUCAAGAACAGAGUGUUGUCUACGGCUCCAAUGACUACGGGAAAAACGUGUUUACUCAUCGCAGGUUUCUGGAGCUUCUGGAUAAGACAAGUAAGCCGCUAAGAAUCCAAAGUCACCAGGUGCUCGACCACAACAACAUCCCAGUGGAGCUUUGCUCUGGCAUCGAGACCAAAGGCAUCCUGGGUAAUGACGGAAGACCUUACAUCUUGGACCUCCUCCGGACCUUCCCCCCUGACCCUAACUUCCAGUUCCCAGAGCCAGAGGAGAGGAGGGAGGUGCCGAAGGAGUGCCAGAUCUCUGGUUACCCACGGCAACACCGUCACAGCCUGGCCAGCCUCAGACCAGAGUUGAUCGAGGCCUUUGUCCAGCACAGGUAUAAAGAUUAUGUCAAGAUGGUGUCCAUCCAAACAGAAGUAGGAGCCAUGGAGCAGAGCGAAGACCUAUUCAAAUUUCAGAGAAGAAAUUUGAUUAUGAAAGCUUGCAAGACUGUUGGCUCAGUGAGUGACUCCUGCUUUGACAUCCGCUUCAACCCUGAUGUUUGCUCUCCAGGUGUUCGGUUCCCCUCUGAGUGUGUUGAGGAGGUUCAGAGGCAGAGGCGGUUGUUAUGGGACAUUGCUGCUUUUCUCCUGUCCAAUCAGAUCCCAGCUGUGCUGAGCGACUGUCUCAACUACUCUGCAGUGCCGAUGGAUGGAGGGACGCUGACCUCAGCGCUACAUAAGCAGGGUGUGAACGUGAGAUACCUGGGCACCAUACUAAGGGAGCUGGACAAGGUGGAAGAUAUCCGGAGACUCGACCACAUCCAGAGAAUUUCCAUCAGCGAAGUCAUCAUCAGAAGUGCAAAACACAUCUUCAGGACGUAUCUACAGAAUGUGGAACCUGCAGCUUUCUCUGCUGCUGUCAGUCACUUCUUAAACUGCCUCCUGAGCUCCUCUUCCUGCGCCACCGACUCCUCCUCGGAUGAGCUGCUCUCUCGCCGCAGGAGCCGACGGCGCCGGAGCAACGGGAGUCGAGUCGCCUCGUUGACGGACAGUGUGUGGGCCAGACUGACCCCCAGUGAGCUGUGGGGCCGGAUCAGGACCGAGGCUGGAGAUUAUUACCACUACACGAUAGACAGUGAAAGUAUAGACGAAGUGAUACAAAAGCACAGCCUUCAGAGGAUCUCACUACUGAGAGAGAUUGCCAUCAAGACAGGAAUCCAGGUGCAGCUGAGGGAGUACGUGUUCGACUCUCGUCACAGGCCGGUGUUUGCUAAAGAAGACGUUGUCAACAUGUUCCCUGUGGUCAAACAUCUCAAAGCCACAGCAACAGACGCGACCCGGCUUGUGCAACAAGCACAGGUGGCAGUACAGCAGGGUCUUCUCAAAGAUGGCCAUGGAUUGAUCAGCCAGGCCCUGACUCUGUUCAGCAGCGUAUGCGGUGUCCUGCACGAGGACGUGUGCAUGUGCUUUCGUCUCCUGGGACGGAUCUGCUACAUCAGGGGGGAGUAUGCGGAUGCUCUCAGCCACCAGGAAAAGGCUGUCAUGAGUAGUGAGAGGACACAAGGUAUAGACCACCCACAGACCGUACAAGACUAUACUUACCUGGCCCUGUACUGCUUCGCUGGUGGACGGCCUUCGACCUCUCUUCAGCUGCUGUACCGCGCUCGGUACCUCACCCUGCUUGUAACGGGAGAAGACCAUCCACAAGUCGCCUUGCUGGAUAGUAUGUUGGGUCUAGUGCUUCAUGGCCUGCUGGAGCAUGAGCUUUCCCUGAAGUUCCUACAGAAUGCCCUAAUGUCAACUGCAAAAUACCACGGUGUCACAUCCCUGAAACAUGCACAAAGUCAUCAUCUGCUUGCCACCGUGUAUGAGAGCAAAGGAGAGUUUCGAUUGGCUUUGCAACACGAGGAAGAGGCCUUCUCGAUAUAUAAGUGCCAGGUUGGGGUGAACCAUGACAGUGCGAAGGAAAGCUCAAAGUACCUGAAGAGCCUCACCCAUCAGUCUGUGGUCCUUCAGAAAGCCUUCAACCACAUUAACAGUAACACACCUGCCUGCAUUUCACCUCAAAAGAUUCCCACAAUCCUUCAGCAGCUCAACCAGGCCUGUGGAAUUAUUGUCAUUACCCUCAGUGCAAAAGAACGUUCAGACCUAAGGAGUGAAGUGAAAGGAAUGGAAAAAGUUCAAUGGGAGAGCUGGAUAAAGAUUUAAGAACUGCAGACAACAACCCUGGAACUAUGGACCAAAGAAGUGGUCACAAUAGAGCAUCUGUGUAUCAAUCAAACUCCUCAAUAUGGCCUCCUGAACAACAAAUCCAAGCCAUGAACAGAUGAAGUAGGCAUUGUUCUGAUGUUGUCUGUGGAGGAAAGAAGAGCCUUAAGUCACAGCUCUUAAAAUAUGUGCCAUCCAUGUAUUGAUAACAUAUGUCAACCAUUUUCCUUUUAUCAAAUAAAUGUAUAAACUCUCCUCACUAAAUCGAAUUAUCCUGCUAGAUGAAUGGAAUGGUAGGUGAGGCCAUGUACUCAUAUUUCUUAGAUUUGCACUCACCUUGCAGUACCCUGUGUGUCCACUGGGCUUCACAAUUGUGCCAUGGACAUUUCUCACAUGAUAUCCUAAGAUUCAACUCAAUUGUUUGUGUUUAGUGUUGAGUUAUAGUUUAAUCCAUGUUGUUUUUAUUGAUAACCGGAGGACUGUAGAGAAAUAAACAUCUGAGUAUCUUA